AUGGCACGUGGUAAAUAUAAAAGAAGGGCAACAAAUAGAAAGGUUGUAGUAAAAGAGGAGCCAGCUACAAAUAUUAUAGUUGUAGAAAAAAGAAAGAAGGGCAGACCACCCAAAGAAAAGCCAGAGGCCUGCCAUGUUUGCAGAGUUAGAGCUACUCCAGAGUGGAGAAAUGGAUGGUUAGAUUUGAAGGGUACAUCUACCAAAGUACCCAUGUGCAAUGCAUGUGGGCUCCACAAUGCAAAACAAAGAAAAAUAGGGAUAAUCUCUAGGGAGCAGCAUAGCAUCCAAAAAUUAUUAAAUUAA
Messenger RNA from Dictyostelium purpureum, 303 nucleotides. RefSeq lists its product as uncharacterized. Lineage: Eukaryota; Evosea; Eumycetozoa; Dictyosteliales; Dictyosteliaceae. The transcript has a single exon. Gene Ontology annotation, molecular function: sequence-specific DNA binding; zinc ion binding. The record is from RefSeq and is a predicted model, not a curated record. Gene Ontology annotation, biological process: regulation of DNA-templated transcription. The coding region runs from base 1 to 303 and encodes 100 amino acids.